AAUAAAAUUUAUAGUGAGAGGGAGACUGAGCGCUUUUUGGUCGCUCUUCCUUUCCCUCGUUCUUGAGGAACAAGGUUCCUAGAGAUACUUAAAACCCCUUAAAAGUUAAAACCAUUAGAGAGAGAGAGAGAGAGAGAGAGAGAGAGAAUGGGGUAUUUGAUGAUGAAGGUGAUGUUAAUGGCAGUAGUAGUUGGUGUGAUUGAUGCAGAGGCAGGAAGGCAUCACGUCGUGGGAGAGGACCGCGGCUGGGAUCGGAGCUCCGACCUCCAGUCCUGGUCUCAAAACAGGAUUUUCAUGCCGGGUGAUAGCCUCUGGUUUGCAUAUUCAGCAGCUGAAGAGAGCAUCGUAGAGCUGAAGAGCCAGGAAGAGUUUGAGUCAUGCAAUGUGAACAACCCCAUAAGGAUGUACGCAGAUGGACUCAAUGAGGUGAAGCUGGGAGGAGUAGGGAGUCGCUUCUUCACCAGUGCCAACACUGGUAGUUGCAGGAGUGGCCUGAAAUUACAUGUCCAGGUGGUGCCCACAACUACGUUCCAAGAGACAGUUAAGGCAAUUGGCCCUAGCCCAUCUGGUUCAGUUCGCCUCUCUACAGCACCAAGGGGCUUAGCCGUGGGAGCAAUGGUAUUGGCAUGGGUCUUCACCUCUUUCAUGGUUUGAGUAGAUUCUUUCCCCCUCUCUCUGACUGAACUUUUGUUUGCACUUUCGUGGAUGUUAUUCACUCUUGUUUUGGCAUUUUGCUGCACAUUUGCUUUGCUGUUUGUAAGUGUGGGGGAAGUUGUAGUAGGUUUCCCUGAUGGUAUUAGUUAGACUUCAAGUGCUCUGUAUUAUCAAAAUGCUAAAUAAAAAGUUUAAAUAACUAUAUUAGAAGACCA
Messenger RNA from Amborella trichopoda, 869 nucleotides. Its product is annotated as uclacyanin 1. NCBI's taxonomy places the organism in Eukaryota, Viridiplantae, Streptophyta, Magnoliopsida, Amborellales, Amborellaceae. The record is from RefSeq and is a predicted model, not a curated record. Gene Ontology annotation, molecular function: electron transfer activity. Gene Ontology annotation, cellular component: plasma membrane.